AUGGUGGUUAAGCCUGUAAAAACCAAGGAGGAUUUUGAUAGCGCCCUUGCAGCCGCUGGUGGCAAAUUGGUUGUUAUCGAUUUUUAUGCAGACUGGUGUGGACCAUGUCGCAAGAUAAGCCCAAAGUUUGAGGAAAUGAGUGAUGACCCAGAAUAUAGCAAUGUUGUCUUUCUGAAGGUCGAUGUUGAUGAAAAUAGUGAGACUACCGAAACCUGUGGUAUCAGGAGCAUGCCGACAUUCCUGUUUUAUAUUAAAGGGGAAAAGAAAGCAACAGUUAUUGGGGCUGAUGAAAGCAAACUUAUUGAAAACUUUAAGGAAUACAUGAAAAUAGCUGGGCAAGAUUAA
This is a messenger RNA of Trichoplax adhaerens, 345 nucleotides long. RefSeq lists its product as uncharacterized. Lineage: Eukaryota; Metazoa; Placozoa; Uniplacotomia; Trichoplacea; Trichoplacidae. Gene Ontology annotation, molecular function: protein-disulfide reductase activity. Bases 1 to 345 code for a protein of 114 amino acids. The record is from RefSeq and is a predicted model, not a curated record. The transcript has 5 exons.